UAUUCAAACGUAAGAGAGUGCGCACCAAUGAGAGGCUUUUACGCUCCACCCUACCUGCCUCCUCUCCGCCUCUCCCCCCUUUUCCAUCCACAUACUCACUACUGAACACGACCUGCCGCUUGCCACAUCUGGAGACGCUUCCCCAACACGAGAAACUUCACCUUUUUUCUUCUUCUUCUUCUUGGCGUCUUACUCAGCGCAGAAACACUUAGGCGUUUACGAACGAGCGAUCUGUCCGUCAGGGUGAAUUUGACUUUCUCUUGAUAGUAAGUAGAGAUUCUUGAAGCCAAGUUGGCGAUUCUCUCUCCUCUUUUUUUUUCUUUUAAACAUCACCAUUGGAAAACAGAACCCGUUUGGGAGUUUUCAUACAUUCAGUUGCUGUGAAGCUGCCACGCCAGAUUGCGUUAUAGUCCAACACGAUUUCAGGAAAUAACAUAAAUGACACAUGUUCUAUGUUAUGUUUUCAUUAAUGAAAGUAAGAAGGAGCAGGAGAGAAACGUAACCAGGGAAAGCGGAGUGCUGCAGCGCAUUGACUGACUCACGCAAAUCAAGAAGACAUAUCUAUGAAAAAAAAGUUUAUAAUUUUCUGCUCUGCUCUGCCACGAGAUUGUUAUUUACUGCUAAAUGCUGUAAAGUAAACCCUGUCUGAGAUCCUGCUGGUUCACUGUCGCGUGCACGAUAGUAGAUGACCGCGUGGAUGGUGGUGACAUGAGUCACAAAUUGUGAAAUUCAGCAGCGACUGGUGAUGGAGUGACACAUUUCGACUUCUUUUUUUUUCUUUUUCUUUUUUUUUUUUUUUUUAACUUUGUGCCCAACACUGAUCUAACGUUUUGGAAAAGAGGACUGGAAUAAGCCAUAAGGCGCACAGCUCCAUACUGAAGUGUUUAAGUUAGUCUGAGGGGAAAUUUAAAAGACCUAAAAAUACAGCGUUGGUUUCUUCCCUACAAAGAAUCAUUUGAACUUCCCACCGCAGAGCGAGAGCGACAUAAAUAGUUCUGACAUGUGGAUGUAAUUUCAGAAGAAGGGGGGAAAAAAGACAGAUGCGGAGCGGGCUGAGCCUGAGCGUUAUAGUAGUAGAUUAUAGGAAAUUAAAUCGAGGGCAGAGCGAGGCGAUUACAGAGUUAUGAUUUCACGAGCUGCCGUGAGCAUCGAGAGGCCAGAUGGAGUGAAAAAAAACGCGUCUCUCUCCACUUUGAAGGGAGCUAAGUAGAUUUAAUAAUUUCAUCUGAGCAUCAUCGGCGUCUGUUCGAGCCCUUGCAAGGACUCUUGGAGGUAGAGUUGCCUCAGGUCAGGGAUGGGAUCCGCUCUGCUGCUCCACAAUCUGGACUUUCUCCUCAUCUCACUACUCAGCAGUUUAUGUCUGGUUUACGCAGAUGAUGUGCUCACAAAAGAGGAACAGAUAGGCCUGUUGUUCAAAGCCAAACGGAAGUGCGAGGGUAACAUCAAGUCAAAGCACAAGAUUCCUGACGGUUUCUGCUCACCGGAAUGGGACGGCAUUGUUUGUUGGCCGGAAGGGCCCCCGGGAAAGCUUGUGUCCACUGCCUGUCCAGACUAUAUCCAUGACUUCAACCAUCAAGGACUAGCAUACCGCCGGUGUGACAACAAUGGAACAUGGGAGCUGGCUACGGUCAACAAGACAUGGGCCAAUUAUCACGAAUGUGCAAAAUUUCUCAACAAAAACCAAACCAAUGAAAAGGAGGUCUUUCACCGCCUCUAUCUCAUCUAUACGGUGGGGUACUCCAUUUCUCUGGGAUCACUCAUGGUGGCUGUCGUUAUCUUGGGAUAUUUCCGACGAUUACACUGCACCAGGAACUACAUCCACAUGCACCUAUUUGUGUCCUACAUGCUGAGAGCUAUAAGUAUUUUUGUGAAAGACAUUGUGCUCUACUCUGGAGCAUCCUUAGAGAGCAUGGAAAGAGUCACUGUGGAAGACCUCAAGUCCAUCACAGAGGCUCCACCAGCCAACAAAACACAGUUUAUUGGCUGCAAAGUGGUCGUGACCUUGUUCAUGUACUUUCUGGCAACCAAUUACUACUGGAUCCUUGUUGAGGGACUGUACCUUCAUAGCCUCAUCUUUAUGACCUUCUUCUCAGACAGAAAGUAUCUAUGGGGAUUUACUCUGAUCGGGUGGGGAGUUCCAGCUAUGUUUGUGACAGUUUGGGCAACUGUGAGAGCCACGUUUGCAGACACCGAGUGUUGGGAUUUAAGUGCAGGCAAUUUGAAAUGGAUAUAUCAAGUGCCUAUCCUGGCAGCUGUAGUGGUUAAUUUUAUGUUAUUUCUGAACAUCAUCAGAGUCUUGGCUACUAAACUACGAGAGACAAACGCUGGACGGUGUGACACAAGACAACAGUACAGAAAACUGUUGAAGUCCACUUUGGUGCUGAUGCCGCUGUUUGGUGUCCACUACAUCAUAUUCAAUGCCAUGCCAUACACAGAGGUGUCUGGAGUUCCCUGGCUGAUCCAGAUGCACUACGAGAUGCUGUUUAACUCCUUCCAGGGCUUCUUAGUUGCAAUUAUAUACUGCUUUUGCAACGGAGAGGUACAAGCUGAGAUCAAAAAGUCCUGGAGCAGGAGGACUCUGGCGCUGGAUUUCAAACGAAAAGCUCGGAGUGGCAGCAACACGUACAGCUAUGGACCUAUGGUGUCACACACCAGCGUCACCAACGUCACCGCCAGAGGACCGCUGGCGCUUCACCUCACCACAAGGCUGGGACCGGUGCCCGUGAACGGGCACAGGAACCUCCCCGGGUACGUAAAGAACGGCUCCGUGUCAGAGAACUCGAUACCCUCGUCAGGACAGGAGCUCCACAUUCCCGAAGAGGAGCAGUCGGCUCACACGCGGCCCUGCGAGGACGAGAAACCCUCACCUGUCGUUGAGGAGGAAAGGGAGACAGUCAUGUGACCUCCAGGCCACUGUGUAUUACUGAGGAUUGAAAACUGGAAAAAAAACAAAAAAACCUAAUCAUAACACAGUCUCAGGAUGGUCUGAAGGGGAUGGCUGCAUGCAUCAACACUGCCAGUUUUUUCUCCUGUGAAUCGAGCCGGAACAUUGCAGACUGAUGAGGCUCAAGGAAAAAAGGGUGUAUCACUUUGUGAGCUGGGCCGCUUUUAUUCGAGGGAUGAUGACCCUCAUUGUUGUGGCAAAUCCUCUCAACUCUUUCAGCAACCACCUGCCACAGUGAAUGUGUAAAAGGCUGAAAACAGACUGCCGUUUCUUAUUUCUUUUCCACUGCCGUGACUGUUGUUAUCUUGGUGUCUGUUUGCUUUUUUGGGCAAAAAUGUCUUGUGCUUGGCUUUUGUGCAUAAAUCAAAGUGAGAUUAGUUAGUUGCAGUAGUUGCCAGGAACAGCCUUAAUCACCUAUGUAAAGCCAGGUGGACUUUGAGUGCACUUAGUGGCACAUGCGUGGGUAAUUUCAUCAGCAAGUUCUCAGAUUAAGUCAGUGUGAGUAGAAUAAGUGUAUGCUCGGCUUUAAAAAAAAUAUAUAUAGUAAUGCUACUACUUUGUUUCCUGGCAUGGUAUCUCAUUUGUUCUGCAUUGACUUAAAUCCACUUCAGUGUAAAAGGGAAGGUACUCAGGUAAUUGAAGUCCUCUGUUGUUGCACACCUAUUUUUAUACUUUUAAAGUGGUGUUUUAGCAUGGUCAGCAUUUCUCUCCAGAGGAUGUUGGUGUGUUACGUAAGGCUGUGUUAAUUAUUAUAUAUUCAAAACGUUGUACAGUUUCUGCUGUUUAGAAAAACCCAGUAUUCAUCUCUCUAAUUACAACAGAUUUCGAAGAGUUCAAAUGAAUGUUUCAUAUUCAGAUUCACUGCAAAAACACUGCAACACACACACACACACACACACACACACACACACACAACACGAUGCCAAAGUUAAGAAUAUUCCUUUGAAGACUGUCUCCUUCUUUGGGGUUCAGUGUUAGCCGAGGUAAAGAAGAACUUUAUGGAAAUCUGACAGAAAUAGUAUCAUGUGUUCUCACAAAGUUUUCAAAGGAAGAGACCCCCAUCUAAAAACACAGGGCACAGGAAAUGGUCAUAUAUUCCAGUGGAAUGUUAAUCAAAUGAGGAAUCCAAGAAAAUCUCAGAUUCCCCUGGAAUUCCAAGAGUGACAUUUGUGGCGGAUAUGAAGGAAAACCCAGAAAUGAAUAACACACAGUAUUUUUUACAGAUGGUCCAGUGUUAUGCUGCUUUUUGAUGUACGUAUACAAGUCACAAUGUUUACAAAGAUCAGAAAUACAUUCUAAUUGUGAGCUAAUAGUGUUCAUGUGUAUGGUUAUAAAGCUAUGUUUCAUUGUAUAUAAUUAUUUUCAUGUGUUUGUUUACGGAAUGUUUGCAAUAUUUGAUUAUGUACAUAGUCCAAAACAAAAGUGGUGAAUAUAUUUACAGGUGACAGGGGGCAUUCAGACUAGCAUUUAAUGAAGCAUUCCAUAAAGAUAUUUUAAACUUGUAACUUAACUACACUUAACUGCACGGUUUGCAGGUUAGGUCACAUAGUCUGUUAUACCAAAGAGAAAAGGCAUGAUAUGCUGCAAGAGAAAAGGUUAUUUUGCAGCAUUUUCUUUGUAUUUUCAUCCACCAUCUUGUUUACAGUGACCAAAAAGUCUUAAAGUCAAAAAAAAAGAAGAAAAAAGUAUUUGCUACUGGUAGUUAAUGUAGGAAAAUGUCAAGAUAAAGGCGUUGAAAUACAGCCCCCAUGAGGACUGAAGUUUUUUUCCCCUCAUAAAUACUCAGUUUCAUGUAAACAGCAGUGAGGCAAAUGAGAAAACCAUUCAAAACAUUCAGUAGCUUAGUAACAAUGAACUGAGACCAUUAAUAUUACAGGCAGUUUUCUUUCUCUUAAAUCCUCCACGUGGAUUUUUGACUUAACUUGGUCUCAGGAGCUGAAUUAGUUGCUAUUUGGUUUGGACUAAUGUGUCUAAUGGAUUUGUGAUUUACAUCAGAUUCAGCUAAAUGGAGUUUUACCUCACAGAGGUUUCAACUCUCUUGUGCACAGUCUUACAUCCCACAUUGUUUUACACCAGGUGACAGCCGCUUGAAUCACCCCUGAUUGCCAGAUUUGCUCCACCUGUUGAGAGGGCCAUUAAGGUGUGUGUGCGCUGACUCAGUUUUGGAAGGUUAAAGCCUUGUCUGCUCAGUUUGUACUACAAAUCCGUCCAGCAGAUUUAUACUGCAUCUAAAAGAGCAGAGAAUGUUACAUAUUGUUAACUUUUUUUUUUUUUUUUUUUUUUUUUGCCAUUAAGCAGAUGUUUAAAGAAUAAGUCUGGUGAUAUUCUAUGUUUUUCUUACUGUCAGCAAAUCCCAUGAAAAGACCAAAUCAACAUUUAACUGACUUAUAAGUAUUGUCUGACAUAGAGUUCCUUUAUGAUUUUUUAAUGUUUAAAAAACAUUAAUAAGCCACAUCUUUUCAGUAGGUGACAUGUUCAUUACAGUGUGCGUGGGCACUGUUGUUUAUUUUGAGUCAGUUCCACAAACACUGUCCACAGGGCGUCAAUAUUUACUGGCUAACUAAAUGUGUACUAAUCCGCUGCUCAAAAUAGUCCCCAACCAAUGCACUGUUUACUCCUGUCUGAGUAACGUUCACUAAAAGCUGUUUUGGGGAGUUACACAGUCUUUCUUUUUAAAGUGCAACAAAAUAUACGUAAUUCUUUUUUUUUUAAAGAUUUAUAUCUUCAGUGAAAAGAGAUUAGUUUUUGGAUGAGAGACAAAGACAUGGUGGGAAAGUACUGAGACACGGACUAACGCAUUGAUGGCUUUGGUCUUUUCGUGGAGUUUUUUUGGCAAUGGGGAGAAUAUAAAACAACCUAAACCUUGAAAUCAUUUUCGAAAAAUAUCCACAACAUUCAUUUAGGCCAGACAACUUCCUGUUUUUGACAGCUGGUCAGACGCCUGCGAUUUUGAAUAAUUAGCUGUGGAAUUCUGAGAAGUGCAUUUUGGCCCCUAAGGGACUCAAAUUGGACCCAACUUGGACAUUUCCAUGUAGAUCGGUCAUGAUUGCGACUGGAGGUUGAGUGGAUUGACUACAACAGUAAUUAGAGGUGGCUGCCGGCCACAGUGAUGGAAAAAGGAAAAGACUAAGGUUGAGGGAAACCUCUGUCCCUUGAUGAUACAGUAUCACACUGUCAGUGUGGUUAUAGUAUGAACAACAUUUAAGACUGCAGCUGACUGAUGUGGUUGUUCUUCAUAUCCAAUCUGACUUUUCCACUAAUUGCCUCUGGUCAAAUAAACAUGUUGCAGUUGCAUAAUCCAGACAGUUUUUCAUUAAAAGGCCAGGCGGUAUCACAGCAUGAAAAUCUUUUAUUUAAAAAAAAAAAAAAAAAAAAAAAAACUUGGAAAAUUAUAUUUGAGCACUUUAAUACCCUAUAAUACAGUAUUUUGUUCUGAUUGUAUCAUGUAAAAUGAUUGUGUUUUGGAAUCAAGUGUACAAUAAUAAGGCCAAUAACCAUAGAGCUAAUGUUGUAUUUCAUUGUUUUCAAAUACCUCUCAUGGAAGUAUAAAAUGUGUUUCAUUGUCGUUUAUUUAUCUCGUGCUGAAAUGUACUCAGUGGAGUUGACAUUUGUCUUCAUGCUUUUAGAUACAGUGUGUGGGCAGUGUUUUUCUAGGACGCAUCUCACCUUCCCAUCACUCCAUAGUGAUGUGGGCACGUUGUAGAAAUCAAUGUAAACUUGGAAUAAAAUAGGAAGAUGUUUUCUGGUUACUAAUGUUCAUCAGUGAAUUGUGAAUAAGUCAAUAAAUCUAUAAUUUUACUGUA
This is a messenger RNA of Lates calcarifer (barramundi perch), 6747 nucleotides long. RefSeq names its product parathyroid hormone 1 receptor (gene pth1r). Lineage: Eukaryota; Metazoa; Chordata; Actinopteri; Centropomidae. Gene Ontology annotation, biological process: cell surface receptor signaling pathway; intracellular calcium ion homeostasis; adenylate cyclase-activating G protein-coupled receptor signaling pathway. The record is from RefSeq and is a predicted model, not a curated record. Gene Ontology annotation, cellular component: plasma membrane. Gene Ontology annotation, molecular function: peptide hormone binding; parathyroid hormone receptor activity; G protein-coupled peptide receptor activity. Bases 1295 to 2902 code for a protein of 535 amino acids. The transcript is spliced from 13 exons.